AUGUGUCGGUGUUUGAAACGCGGCGUACAACAAUUGGCUUGGCGUGUGGGUGCCGCAACGCCCAUGCUGCAGAUGGGCAGACGACGAUACUCGAGAAACCUUGUAGCAAUAGCAUGUACAAACAAUACAGUAGACGAGAUAGCACACGGCGUAAGGGUGCGUGCGACGAGCGCGGACCGACACCGGUGGGUGGGGCGCGUUGGUGGGAGCGAUUCAGAGGGCCCGUCGAGGGCGGCGAGGGUUGGCGUCGAGGCAUUAUUCCCGCACGGCGGUGAGGCUCACUCACUCGCGUGCCGGCGAAGCAUCGGCAGUGGGAGUGGUGGCAGGAAGGCGCGUCACGUGCAUGGCCGUGGCGGCUGCCGUGUUGGGAAGGCCAUCCACGGUCUGGAAACCGGGGCAGACUGGCAGGCUCCCCAGGCCCUCGAGGCCCUCGCAGGCAUGACACUUAGCAUUGGUAUUGGCAUUGGCGCAAAGGCGCGCGCACGACACAGAGCGAGAACGGCCAGGCCAGGCUCUUUUGCAAGCCAAGGCCCUGGUUGGCCGGGCGACGGCGUGACAGCAAGUGUGAUUCGGCCGACAUGGCUGGCCGUCUCAGCAGCGGUAGGGCUCGUUGAGACAGGGCCGAUGCCCGAAGCAGGCCGUGGGGCGUGCUGGAUCAUGGAGAGGGAGGGGGGAAGUCGGAUAUUGAGGCUCCAUGGUGCUUGGUGCAUGGAGCGGAGGCGAGGGGCGAGCCAAGGCGACAAGCAUUGUUUACAGAGCGAGAAGAAGCUUGGUGCUGCUGCGAGUGCCAGUCAGUGGCGGCGAGUGGAGGAGGGAGUGGAGGGAGUGGUGCAGUGGUGCAGUGGUGCAGUGGUGCUACUCGAUGCUACUCGAUCCUGGCCGGGCGUGGGUUGCAGUUGGCCAAACGUCAUGGGGGCGCAUCCCUGCCGCGCCUGCACGCUUGUCGCGGAAUGUCGCGCUAUCUCCAGCUUAAUCUCAGCAGCCGGCGACGGAGACGCGUUGGAGGAAACGAGACGAUGCCGGGUUAGGGAGCAGCAGACGAUGCAGACACAGACACGGGCAGGCAAUAGUACACACUACAGGGCAUGGUACAGACAAGGGCAAUGGGGGUGGCUGGGCGGAUGGUUUUGCUUGGAGUAG
This is a messenger RNA of Bipolaris oryzae ATCC 44560, 1140 nucleotides long. RefSeq lists its product as uncharacterized. The transcript is spliced from 5 exons. Bases 1 to 1140 code for a protein of 379 amino acids. Lineage: Eukaryota; Fungi; Ascomycota; Dothideomycetes; Pleosporales; Pleosporaceae. The record is from RefSeq and is a predicted model, not a curated record.